CCAAAGCAAUCAUGAAGUGUAGCCUUCUAGCAGUCUUCGGACUGGUGGUGUUAGCAGCCGUGGUCUCAGGACGAGACAUGCGGGAGAAGAGGUCGGCUGACCUGGAGGCCGCAGCCUCCGGCCACAAGUGGGACAAGGGCGGCGGCCACGAGCAUCACGGACAUCACCAUCACGAUCACGGUCACCAUGACCACAAGGGCCACAAAGGUCACCAUGAACACCACCACGGCCAUAAGGGUCACCAUCAUCAUGAGGGCCACAAGGGUCACCAUGGAGAGCACGGAGGCCACAAGAAGCAUCACCAUCACGACGAUGGCUACCACCACCACCACGGACAUGGCGAGAAGGGAGAACAUGGCCACGGGCACGACGAGCACGGUCACUGGCACAAGGGUCACGACACGAAAGGACAUCAUGGAGUCGAGAAACAUGACGAGUUCAAGAAGGACAAGCACUUCCACCAUCACCACGGGGACAAGGGACACCAUGAGCAUUACGGCGGCCAUCACCAUGAAGGUGGACACAAGAAAGGAGGACACUUCCACCAUGGACACAAGCACGGCGGUCAUCACGAGCACCACCACGGGGACAAGGGACACCACGAGAAGGGAGGUCACCACCAUCAUCAUAAGGGACAUCACGAUGAGGGAGGUCACCAUGAGCAUCAUCAUCAUCAUCAUGACCAUGGCAAGAAGGGAGGUCACGAGGACCACAAGCACUGGGGACACAAGAAGGGACACUAAAUGUUUCAAUUUAGUCUUUAACGAGUUGUUAUUUGUUGAUUUGUUAUUGUUAUGUUAUGUUUUUAUUACUUUUAUACCACGAAAAAUAAAAUUUUACACUUAA
This is a messenger RNA of Leptidea sinapis, 846 nucleotides long. RefSeq names its product histidine-rich glycoprotein-like. The transcript has a single exon. NCBI's taxonomy places the organism in Eukaryota, Metazoa, Arthropoda, Insecta, Lepidoptera, Pieridae. The record is from RefSeq and is a predicted model, not a curated record. The coding region runs from base 12 to 743 and encodes 243 amino acids.